Molecule: messenger RNA, 727 nt
Organism: Phanerochaete carnosa HHB-10118-sp
Lineage: Eukaryota; Fungi; Basidiomycota; Agaricomycetes; Polyporales; Phanerochaetaceae
Exons: 2
Source: RefSeq, a predicted model, not a curated record
CGCUCAAGGCGCUCUGUUUGGCCUGUCACGUGAAAUGGGCGGGGCCCCGGAAAAGGCAAACGCGUCAAGGCGCGUCGGGAGGCAGCAGGCGCGCCUCGCCAACUCCGCCUCCUGCGUAUCAGGCCAGCUUGCUGUCACCCACACCCAACAUCCUGGCCUGAAUCCGCUUCCCUCUGCCUCCUUCUGUUUGUCUGUACUUUACUCGCACUCGUCACGAAGCCUUCUGUACUACCACCACCGGCUGGGUCGCAGACAGCAGCGCGGCCCACAGCCUCUCCUAGUCCAUGUUGCGCUCGCUACUCUCGCCGCUGAGCAAUCGUUUCCCGCUGACCCCGCGCCCCGAUGUUAGCACAUUUCCCGUGGUGGACGAGCCGUCGCCAGAGGACUUCGCGCGGGAUGUGCUCGUGGAGGUCAUGCGCAACGCCGUCGAACGGCUCAAGGUCGCAGAGGGCCUGAGCGACCGCACACAAGUGCUCGUCGAGGUGCAUGGCAUCAUGGUGCAGGACGCGUGCACGAAGGACGUGUUCCGCGAGAUGGACGGCUUCCUCGUCCUCAUGAGCGUGCUCUCGACGAUGCAGCCGGGACACUCCUGGGCGCUCGCUGAGCCUGGAGACGAGAUUGUGCAUGAGGUGCUGGAUGCGGUCCGGCUUGUGUUCGUCAUCGUCUCAGAAGCCAUGGACAACCACAAAGCGAACACUUCGUUCUUUGAGGUGUGUAUAUAUUCAGC